AACGCAAUCACUUCUGCAAAUUAAUCCUGCGCACUCCCUCGUCCUGUUCAUAUUCACUGUAUUCUUCUCCUCCAAUGUCGUAACCUCGAAAACACGACAUCACAACGCUCCAUCAUUACAUCUUUGCACAGAGACAACUAGCCCUUUUCUUUCACUCCGGCGCGCAACACCAUGAUACCAACGGCAACGGUGAAGGCAAGGGCGAAAAAGCUCCUCGCCAUGACCACUCCCUUCGUCCAACCACCCGACUGCACAGACGUGUUCUCGACGACAGACAUUGUGACGAGCUUCUACUGGGGCAACUACUCCGAGACGACACUCCAUGUCUCCAUAUCGGGCCCAGACGGCUCCCGUUUCACAUCAUGCCAACCUUCGGGGUGGGCCAACGUUGCGCCGCAGAGUCGCUUCCAUUUCAGCCCGGCUGUCUGCCCCAGUGGUUGGACUGCAUAUCAUCUUGAGCCCUUUCAAACCGUCACACCUGCUAUCACGACUGCGUAUUGUUGUGCAAGCGAAAUCGGGGAGACUCCCUCCGUUCCAACAACAGCAGAAGGAACGGUAUCGGAAACAACGGUAUCGGAAGCAACAGUAACAGAGAGAGCCCUUCUCACUUACUACCCAAAUGGCGUGGCAGUGCACAACGUCUACGAAAUAACCUGGCAGGCAAGCGACCGACCCACUCUAACACCUAUGCCGCCUGAUAUUCCUUGCAACGACACCCUGCGGACUUGGGUUCCAGGCUCGCCAGUGGCACCUUCCAGCUGUCCCACCUACACAAACAAGUCCGAACACCUCCCGGAUGGUCCCUACCAGUUCUUAAUGAUAGGCCUGCCGAUUAUAUGCAUCCUGUUGAUAUGUGCAUGUUGUGGAACCUGCUUCCAUUACAGCCGAAAGGAUCGGAAAAAGCAACGUGUUCUCAGAACUCAGGGUAGAGUCGAUGCGAUUAGUAUGGGGAAUAUUGGGGGGAACAAUUGA
Molecule: messenger RNA, 972 nt
Organism: Phialemonium atrogriseum
Lineage: Eukaryota; Fungi; Ascomycota; Sordariomycetes; Cephalothecales; Cephalothecaceae
Exons: 2
Coding region: 172-972 (266 amino acids)
Source: RefSeq, a predicted model, not a curated record